ACUGGCAGAUUUCAGCUCACCUAAACACAACAUCAAGUGCAUAUUCAAGAUGGCUGACGAAGAAAGAAAAAUGUACAAUUUUCCUGGCAAUGCCAGGAGUGAUGUUUGGAAACAUUUUGGUUUUUAUGCUGUUGAUGAUAAUGCUGAAAGCAUACAACUGGACAGGAGUAAGGCAAUAUGUAAGAUUUGUCACCUAGCCAUCAAAAACCAUGGUAAUACCACAAAUCUUUACAACCAUGUGACUAAAAGGCAUGGCCGAGAGUUAGCUUCAGAGCUUCAAACCAAGAUGUUUGGUGACCAUCGAUUUCAGUGUGUCCCUUCAAGUACUUUAGAUACUGAUGAAAAUGAUUAUGACAAAUCAAAAACUGUAACAAAUGCCAUACUUGAAUAUAUUAUUUCUGAUUGUGUACCCACGUCUUCCAUACAGACUAAAGCAUUUCGAAAACUAAUUUACAGACUUGAUCCAAAAUGUGAAAUUCCACAUGACAAUUUUAGCACUACUCGUAUUUCAAAAAUAUACAGGGAAACUAAACAGCAAAUAUUGUUUGAAGUGCGUCAAAAUACAAAUGGAGGCUCUAUGGCAAUUGAAGUGUGGUCAUCUCUGUCUUCUAAAUGGAUCAGUCUUUGUUUACAUUAUAUUGAUAAUAUGUGGACAAUGAAAGCUUAUCAACUGAAAUCACUUCAAAUUGAUGAUAAUCUCGAUAGCAAGAAUCUGAAUGAAAUAAUUGAAAACUGUGUUAGCGAAUGGAACACGAGUCCACCUGUAUCAGUUGUUGGAAACAGUGACUUUUAUAACAACCCUAAUGAUCUAUCUUGGCAUUUCAUACCUUGUCUAGCUCAAACUAUUAACAAUGCAGCAUUAAAGGGCUUCGAAAUUCCUGAUGUGAAAAAAUUGAUAGAUAAAGGCAGAAAUCUAAUUAGAUACCUAGAGAAUCAUGCGGCUAGUUUACCAAUGAUCGAAGAUGAAAUUGUAAGAGUAGACACAUCAAGAUGGCUUUCUAUCUAUGAAAUGUUUCAAUGGCUGUCUACCAAUACAGCAGUCAUAGAAGAUAAUUUGUGUGGUUCACAUACCAAGACUCAGUCACUCAAAUUACUAUUCACAAGUGAAGAUCAGAUUUUAACUGAGAAUUUACUUACUGCAUUUAAAGAAAUGAAAACAGCAACAAGUAUUGUUUGUGAAGAAUCAAAACCUCUAGUAUCCAUGAUAUUACCAGUCUUACAGAAAUUAUUGACUAGUUUUACUGUUAAUCAGUCUGACAAUAUUAUCAUCAGUUCCGUUAAAUCAACUGUUUAUAAUCAACUUUCAUCAACUUAUAAACAUGAAAACAUUAAUCUGUAUCUUAUUGGUUCUUCUUUACUUGAUCCAAGAUAUAAAGAACUGCCACUCGUUUCCCAGGAACAACGAAAUCAAGCCAAAGAAAUAAUUUUUUCUGCUGCAUUAAUAAAUGGAAGGCCCAUGGGAGUUCCUUCAGAUAUAUCUUCCAAUUCAUCAACAAAAACCCUUUUGGAACCCUCUCCUAAAAAGCUGAAAGUGGAAAGUGAACCCACAACUUCAACUUUAGAUGACUGGUUUUCAGAUGUUGUCUGUCAACAGGGUAGAAAAGAACACACAGAACUUGAUCGCAUAAAGACAGAAUUUAACAAGUUUCAGUUCACAGAUCGCGUGUCUGCUAAAUCUGAUCCACUUUUAUGGUGGAGGAAACAUGAAAUAAUAUUUCCUUUAUUAUCAAAUAUUGCCAAGAGGUUCUUAUGUACCCCAGCGACAUCGAUACCAGCAAAUCGUGUGUUAACCUGUUCUGGACAAGAACAAGAAGCUUCAAGAAAUCGUCUUCCAUCAAAAGAAGUAGAACAGCUUAUUUUUCUAAACAAAAAUUAUAAACGAAGCAUUGAUAUUUGAACACAUGUCUGCCCAAAGAUUCAAUAUUCCCUUUAAGCAUUUGUUACUGUUGUUUGUAUGCAUUUGUUACAGCCAAUGUUUGUAUGCAUUUGUUACUGUUACCGUUUGCAUGUUAAAUCUUAUUCAGUAACUCUACAUCAAUCAGAAUAUAAUUGAAUGACCAUGUCCAUUUACAUUCAUUUGCAACCUUUAUUAUGAAUCUGAAUGGUAUUUGCUUUGUCAUACUUUCUUUACAUAAAUUAAAUGUUCCCAAAAAUUUCA
This is a messenger RNA of Patella vulgata (common limpet), 2158 nucleotides long. Its product is annotated as E3 SUMO-protein ligase ZBED1-like. The transcript has a single exon. Bases 50 to 1897 code for a protein of 615 amino acids. Gene Ontology annotation, molecular function: DNA binding; protein dimerization activity. The record is from RefSeq and is a predicted model, not a curated record. NCBI's taxonomy places the organism in Eukaryota, Metazoa, Mollusca, Gastropoda, Patellidae.